Candidula unifasciata is the source of this 744-nucleotide messenger RNA. Lineage: Eukaryota; Metazoa; Mollusca; Gastropoda; Stylommatophora; Geomitridae. The record is from the annotation of a GenBank genome assembly.
AUGUUCUGCUGCUUGUCUCCUCCAGUUUUUAAGGACGAAAAGGCUCUGAUUGUCGACGUAGCUGAGAUCUUAAAAGAGAGCCCAGAAUACAUAUCACUGGUCACGGAGUUUCGGAAUGAAACAGCAGAACAGCAACUAUACAAGUUCCGCUUUGAGAAGACGCGACGUACAGAAAUUGAGGUCACUUUCCAGAAAGGGAUAACAAUUGGGGGUAAAGCAAGUUUCAGUAUUGGAAUUCCUUUUGGCGAGGCGGAGGCAGAAACAGAGGUGCAGUAUGAGGUGACGAAAAGUGAUGGCCAAAAAUUUGAGGAAACUAUGGUCAUGGAAGCUACAAGCGACAUUGCGGUUGGACCAAACAGCUGCUACACUGCUAAUGUCCAACUGGAGGAAAGAAAUCUUAAUGCUACAUUCAAGAUCAUCUCACGCAUGUCCAUGCCACAAGGUUGUGCCCCUAUCUAUAUCAAAAGGAAGUCAGAUGGACAGAAAGUGUUUGUCUAUUAUGUUAACAAUCUUAUAGACCCAUUCAAGAAUUCAGUUUCCUGUGCUCAGAUUGUGACAGAGAAUGGGAAAGUGGUUAUAGACAAAAUGGACUUUGUGAUUGAAGGUGUUGUGAAAGGUUCACUUGCAUGCAAUCAUAAAAUUGCACUUACAAGCAAUGAAUCUGCAGAUCUUAAAAAUCAGGCCAAGGAGAAGUACCUGAAAGAUGUUACAAAAAGAAGCCUUGAUCGUCGUGACCACAUGUGA